CGCAGUGGCUGACGGGAGACUCUUGCUGUGCUGGAGACAUUUUGGAUUUAAAGGGGCUGAGCUAGCCGUCAGUCCCAGCUCUCGGUUUCCCUGAGCUACAUAAAAGAUGUCGACCAUGGUGUAUCCACGGGAAGAGAAGCUUGAGAAGCUCUCUCAGGAGGAGAUCAUCUCCAACACGAAGCUGGUGAUCCAGGGUCUGGAGGCCCUGAAGAACGAGCACAACUCCAUCCUCCACAGCCUCCUGGAGACCAUCAAGUGCCUAAAGAAGGAUGAAGAGGCCAACCUGGUGCACGAGAAGUCCAACCUGCUCCGCAAGUCAGUGGAGAUGAUUGAACUGGGCCUGGGAGAAGCGCAGGUGAUGAUGGCCCUGUCCAACCACCUGAACGCGGUGGAGUCUGAGAAGCAGAAGCUGCGUGCGCAGGUGAGGAGGCUUUGCCAGGAAAACCAGUGGCUGCGGGACGAGCUGGCUAACACCCAGCAGAAGCUGCAGAAGAGUGAGCAAAAUGUGGCCCAGUUGGAGGAGGAGAAGAAACACCUGGAGUUCAUGAACCAGCUCAAAAAAUACGAUGAAGAUGUCUCACCCACUCAGGAGGAAAAGGACAGAGAAACACCGAAGGACUCCCUGGAUGACCUCUUCCCCAAUGAUGAGGAGGAGCAUGGCCAAGGAAUGCAGCACCAACACAACAGUGCGGCCGUGGCUGCAGCCCAGCAGGGAGGCUACGAGAUCCCAGCUCGUCUGAGAACCCUGCACAACCUGGUGAUCCAGUAUGCCUCCCAGGGCAGGUACGAGGUAGCCGUGCCCCUGUGCAAGCAAGCUUUGGAGGACCUGGAGAAAACCUCUGGACACGACCACCCUGACGUGGCCACCAUGCUCAACAUCCUGGCCUUGGUCUAUAGGGAUCAGAACAAAUACAAAGAGGCCGCCCAUCUGCUCAACGAUGCUCUGUCCAUCCGGGAGAAAACCCUGGGCAAAGACCAUCCUGCUGUUGCUGCAACGCUGAACAACUUGGCCGUGCUGUAUGGAAAGAGAGGGAAGUACAAGGAGGCUGAGCCUCUGUGUAAGAGAGCUCUGGAGAUCAGAGAAAAGGUCCUGGGGAAGGACCACCCAGAUGUGGCCAAACAGCUGAACAACCUUGCUCUGCUGUGCCAGAAUCAGGGCAAGUAUGAGGAGGUGGAGUACUACUACUGCCGUGCUCUGGAGAUCUACGAGUGCAGGCUGGGCCCAGAUGAUCCCAAUGUGGCCAAAACCAAGAACAACCUGGCAUCCUGCUUUCUCAAACAGGGAAAAUACAAGGAGGCUGAGAUUCUGUACAAAGAGAUUCUGACUCGUGCUCAUGAGAAAGAGUUUGGAUCUGUUGAUGCUGAAAACAAGCCCAUCUGGAUGCAUGCAGAGGAGAGAGAGGAGAUGAGCAAGGGCAAGCACAGAGACAACACGCCAUAUGGAGAGUACGGAGGCUGGUACAAGGCCUGCAAAGUCAACAGCCCUACAGUGAACACCACUCUGAGGAACCUGGGGGCUCUGUACCGCCGACAGGGCAAGCUAGAGGCUGCUGAGACCCUCGAGGAGUGCGCCGUGAGGUCUCGCAAGCAGAGCAACACAGGCAUCGACCCCAUCCACCAGACACGUGUGGUGGAGAUCCUGAAGGACGGAGAGGGCGACAGGCGGAGGAGCCGGGACAGCCUGACCAGCGUUAAGUAUGAGAGCGGCUCUGAGACCGGCGAGGAAGUGAGUAUGGGCGUGGAGUGGAACGGGGCCUAAGCCAUCAAGAUUAUUCCUCCAUCCUUCUCUCCUCCCCCAACACAAUAGCAAAAGGAUGUGUGUUGUCGUUCCCUCUGGCCUUCUCUGUCCCAACAAAAACGAACAGCUCCUCUACCAUUCCCGGUGCCCCCGCUCCCCCCCACACACACACUCGGCAGAGAAAGCCCCCCUUCUCUCCUGGGUUGCCCACCUCUGUCCCCCACUGCUCAACUUGACAACUGCUGGGACGUUUGGUCUUCUCAUCUCUGCUCUCCGCAUUUUCCUGAUUUCCUCUCUCUCUUUCUGUCACACUCUCUCUCUAUAUCCUUUCCUCUCACUAACCCUACGUCCGGACUUCGCCUCUUUCUCUCACUUAACAUUUAAAAAAAAAAAAAAGUCAUCGUGUGUGUAAUCUCUCCCUGUGAGGAAGUCAACCGCACAUUUUUCUCCUGCACCCAUUUGUAAUUUUUCAUAAUGUGCAUAGUAGAUUUAUUUGGCAGGAUAGAAGAGCUGGAAAUGUAAUUUAUUGGAAGAAGGCGAAACAGAAAUGCCGAAAGAUGUGUGAGGAUCGGCAGACUUCACUCCAACCCACAGUCAGAUACGAAGUUACUGUCACUAUUGAGUCAAUAUAUCUUAAGAAAUGAUUUAUUUCCAUCAGUUGCUCUGUAUUGGUCUCUGACUUUGUUUGUUGCCUUGAGCACUCGCAGCCUGUUUCUACAACAAGUUGAAAGUAGACGACCUCAACCCGGUGCCUGUAUUUAGCCGUAUCAGCAUCUUUUGUUUUUUUAAAGAACGUAACAUUUUUUUCGUGUGUUUCCUGUUUUCAACUAACGCCUGAGAUCAAAUGCCUGAACUGUUAUGAUAUGGUACUGUAUAGUUUCAUGUGCUGAUCGAAUUAUGUAAUUUCUACGGCCUAGUUGGCGGGAAAUGAGAAGGGAGCAUUGCCUUUUCUUUUUUUUUUUUAUAGAUAUAUUUCCUAUUCAUUUCAAUUUUGUAUGAAUUUGUUUACAUUUUUUUUUUUAAAUGUGCUUAAUUAUUUUGUGGCUGAAUAUUAAGGCGGUAGUAAUUCAACCAUGCCAUAGAUGUUGCCACAGCAAGCUGUUGUUGCCAUGAUGAUUUCAUUUCAAGUAGCUCUUACCGGCUUGAGUGUCCUUGGUUGGGUAGAGCAUUCUCACUGGCUCUUGUAUACAGUAGCUUGCAUUUACAAAGGGAAUUAGCAACAUCGGCUGAUGCUGUGAAGCCAGUAUGACAGCAGAGACCAACCAGAGCAUCUGGCACAGAUAUCGGCCUCCUGAGAAAUUGCAAAAAUAUCAAUAGACAUUAAAAUAAUGGACGUAAAAUGCCCAGAAUUGCCUUUUCGACGUAUCUGUUGGUGUAGGAGUAGAAGCUAGUGUUAUAAUUCAAUGGAAGCCUGGACUCCACAGUAGUAUUAGUGUGUGUUUGUGUAUGUUUUGGUGGUACAGUCACAGUGCCCGCUCUGGAUACUGUAUUUUGAACACGAAGCUUAAUGGAGUGUGUUGCCUUUUUCUUACACAGUUGUUUGCAAGUCAACAUUGUCACUUUGGUGAAUCCUGUUUUUAGACGCCCCAAAGUACAGUGCGAGUGUUUCCACGAGAUCAAACUGUUAUUUCAGAUGUUUAACUAACUGAAUGUAAAUGAAUUUAACAUCUUGGAAGUGUAAUUGUAGGCUGUAUUUCUAGAUUCGACAAGUGCAUUCACUAUACGGCUUUUCAGUAUGCUACUUGCCUUGAUUCUUCAUUCCUUUCAAUGAGUACACCUAUACUUCUAAUGCAACUCUGAACAAAAGAAUUGACUAUGUUCAUCACAUAAUUAUGACAAUAAUGUUGUGUUAGUGGAAUGCUUAUUUAUUGAACUGUCUAUUCUUGACAUAUAUAUAGUGUGACUUAAGUUUCCUAAAGUGGAAGAACAUAAAUGGUAAGGUCUAUAAGCACUAUCUUAGUAAGUAGGACUGCAUUAUAUUUACCAUUCUGCAUUGUGAAGAUUAUUGCAUCAACACUUGUUGGUAUUCUCAAAUAAAGUUUUUCAUUUGUGAA
Molecule: messenger RNA, 3792 nt
Organism: Thunnus maccoyii (southern bluefin tuna)
Lineage: Eukaryota; Metazoa; Chordata; Actinopteri; Scombriformes; Scombridae
Gene: klc1b
Product: kinesin light chain 1b
Exons: 15
Coding region: 107-1759 (550 amino acids)
Biological process (GO): microtubule-based movement
Cellular component (GO): membrane-bounded organelle; cytoplasm; kinesin complex
Molecular function (GO): kinesin binding
Source: RefSeq, a predicted model, not a curated record